AUGACCUCACCCCAGGGCGUCGAGAAAGCAGACGUCGCGACGAGCAACAACGUAGACGAGACGGUGCGCAGUGAAGGCCAGCAGGUGCCCGAGCAAGAGAAUGUCACAUCAAAUCAUAUAAGGAUACAAGACGAUGAGGAGAAAGACACUCAGGACGGCCUGAUCAAUGGCAGGACUAAGGGCAAGAUCGUCGUCAUCAUGUUGGCCUUGUGUAUGGCUGUAUUCCUGGCUGCAUUGGACGUCACCAUCGUUACGACCGCCCUGCCCACGAUCAGUCAACAUUUCCACUCCGCAUCGGGUUACACCUGGAUCGGUUCCGCCUUCUUGCUCGCCAACGCAGCAUCGAUUCCAUCAUGGGGGAAGAUCUCGGAUAUCUUUGGUCGCAAGCCCAUGCUUUUGCUUGCCAACAUCAUCUUCUUGGUCGGCUCGCUCGUCGCGGCUCUCUCAAACAGCAUCGGCAUGCUCAUCGCCGCUCGUGCUGUUCAAGGUCUGGGCGGUGGUGGCCUGAUUAUUUUGGUCAACAUUGUCAUUGGUGAUCUCUUCCCACUGCGCAUUCGAGGCGCUUUCUAUGGUGUCAUUGGAGGCGUCUGGGCCAUUGCGUCAUCCAUUGGACCGAUCGUUGGAGGCGCUUUCACUGAAGGCGUUACAUGGAGAUGGUGCUUCUACGUCAACCUGCCGCUUGAUGGAUUGGCCUUCUUCAUUCUGCUGUUCUUUCUCGAUCUUAAGACGCCACGAACACCUAUCUGGGACGGUCUCAAGGCGAUUGACUGGGUUGGUACUCUCCUCAUUGUGGGCGGUACCCUCAUGUUUCUCUUCGGCUUGCAGUAUGGUGGUGUCACCGCGCCAUGGGACUCGGCUCUGGUUCUGUGUCUCAUCAUCUUCGGUGUUUUCACUAUCGCCCUCUUCCUCAUCUGGGAAUGGAAGAUGGCCAAAUACCCAAUCAUGCCAAUGGCCAUCUUCGCUUCGGUCACGAACUGUGCGACCCUAGGCGUGGUGUUCUUGCAUGGAUACGUCUUCAUUUCGGCUUCCUACUACCUUCCGCUGUAUUUCCAGGCUAUCCGUGGAGCGACACCAAUCCUCUCCGGCGUGUAUGUGCUCCCUACAGCAGUCGCACUCGCUAUCGGAUCUCUAGGCACUGGUUUCGUUGUUGCGAAGACGGGUAAAUUCUUGCCGCCCAUCUACUUCGCAUUCUUCUUCAUGACCCUCGGAUACGGCCUCUUCAUCGACUUCGAUGCGUACAGCGGUUGGGCCAAGCUCAUCAUCUUCCAAAUCAUUGCCGGUCUGGGAGUCGGUCCAAUGUUCCAGGCUCCUCUAAUCGCUCUCCAAGCACACAUUAAGCCGCGCGACAUUGGUACUGCAACCGCAACUCUUGGCUUCGUCCGCCAACUAGCGACUACCAUCUCGGUCGUCAUCGGCGAGGUCGUCUACCAGAAUCAGAUGAACAAGAAGGAACCCGAACUACGAGCAGUCCUCACACCAGAGCAAGCCGCGCGAGUCACCGGCGGAAACGCAGGCGCAAACAGCGGCUUCAUCGAUUCGCUCCCUCAACCCCAGAAAGGCGUCGUCCGCGUCGCAUUCGCCGACUCCCUCCAACCCAUGUGGAUCAUGUACUGCUGUUUCGCCGCCCUAGGCUUCAUUGUCAUGUUCUUCAUCAAGCGCAAGCAGCUCACACGGGAGCAUGAAGAGACCAAGACGGGUCUGGAAGCCGAGAAAAAGAACGCAGAAGACCGCGCGGCGGAGAAGGAGGCGAAGCGGGAAUCGAAACGACAGAGUAAAUUGACCACAGGCACUGGAGCCAGCUCGAGUCGGCCUGUCAGCGAGUACAAGGAGAAGGAUCUGGAGGCUGGUGGAGGGAUUUCGGUGCCUGUACCGGAGGUGCCUCAAGAGCACAGGAGUUGA
Molecule: messenger RNA, 1899 nt
Organism: Zasmidium cellare ATCC 36951
Lineage: Eukaryota; Fungi; Ascomycota; Dothideomycetes; Mycosphaerellales; Mycosphaerellaceae
Exons: 2
Coding region: 1-1899 (632 amino acids)
Biological process (GO): transmembrane transport
Molecular function (GO): transmembrane transporter activity
Source: RefSeq, a predicted model, not a curated record